This is a messenger RNA of Caenorhabditis elegans, 2730 nucleotides long. RefSeq names its product VWFA domain-containing protein (gene T19D12.2). The record is from RefSeq and is marked reviewed. Bases 643 to 2193 code for a protein of 516 amino acids. The transcript has 9 exons. NCBI's taxonomy places the organism in Eukaryota, Metazoa, Nematoda, Chromadorea, Rhabditida, Rhabditidae.
UUCAAUCAAUUGCAAUGCCUUUUAUGUCGAUUGAUAACUGAAAUGAUAAAUACAAACUUUUCUGAUGAUUGCCUUUUUUUCAGAAGAAAGCUUUGCUUUCGAACAUGUAGUUUUUUCGCCAAAAAUUUCUGAUUUUUCGAAAUAAAAAUAGUCAUACAUAGAAACAGGGAAAAAUCCAUAAUCUUUAACGUAGAAUAACCAAUCUGCAAAUCACCGCACUGAACAUCAAGUAAUAAACAUGAUUGAAACCUUUACAAUGUGCACAAUUUCUAGAAAAAAAGUUAUCAUUGUCAAAUUUUAAAAUGUUGAUAACCAUUCGAUGUUUACCAAAACGAUUCACAUGAUGACCACCUCGUAUAUUGUUUCUUGUCACCCUUUUUAUUCAUGUUUGUAUAUCUAUGUAUCUAAAAUUUCAGGUUUUUCAGAAAUACUACAAAUAUAGAAGAAGCACUCAACCAAUUCAAAAUCUAUUUAAAAUUUUGAAAUUAACUAAUGUUUCCUGUAAUAUAGAUUAAUCUUAUAGGUGACCGGAAUGUAGCGACCACUACUCGUGUAACUACUGGUAGACCUACAGUAGGACCUUGGCAAAUCUGUCCAAAUCAACAAACCGUAUUCAAGGGGCAAGUCGGAGUAAUUUAUGAGAUGCUUCCAGCCUCCACUCAACAAAAUGCUAUCAACGCAUUUGUGGAGAAUGUGCUAUUGAAUUCAAACUUCUACGGAUUGGCUUUGGAUAUUCUAACCCAUGACAAUAGAACACUUGUCACUGCUAUUCCAUACCCAACAACUGACAAAUACAAUGUUCAAGGAUAUGGAAGUGCGAGAAGUGUAGAUGAAUUUAGAAAUCAAGUUAUUGCGUUCAAUGGAAUGAUUCAACCUAUUUCACAAUCCAGCAGUAUUUCAGAUGCACUUUUGUACGUUACGACCAGUCUGCCAGCUGGAGGUGUUAAGUCAUCACUUAUUAUCGUUGGAAAUAGCGCAGCGAUGAUUGACAAUAUCGCACCGAUAUUAACAAACCAGUUGCGAUCGGAUUUCGAUAUAUAUACAGUUGGUGUUGGCAGUGGCGCCGUUGAUUUGUCGCCUCUAUCUUCGGGAACUGGAUUCUCGUUUACUGGAGACACUCAACAAGUUGCUGACCAAAUUGGCCUUAAAAUGGCAUCUUCAAGCCCAUCUGUAUACUGUCCACCUCCUGUAACUACUGUUCGACCUACAGUAGGACCUUGUCAGUGUACCGGAAGAUGGGUUUAUAAUGGAGACUUGGCCAUCGCGUUUGAAAAUAUCAAGACUAAUGGAUCACAGAGCGUAGCAAAUUUCCUGAGCAAUACGCUAUUGAAGAAUCCAGAUUCAUAUGGUCUUACAAAUGAUGUCAAUGGAAACCAACCAUCGCAAUUAACUCUUAUCCCAUAUCCAGAUUCAAAUACAUAUCCAACUUAUCCAUAUGGAUGGAUCAGAUCGGUUAAUGAUAUUGGAAACUACAUUGAUGCAAUUUCUCCCCUUCCACUGGCCACCCCGGAUCCGCGAAUCUCAGAUGCUUUAACUUUUAUUAGUGCACAGCCAACAACUCUGAAUUCGAAAGUAGUCCUUCUCGUUGGAUCAAAUGGAACUAAUGUCAAUGCAGCAAUGGAUUCUGCAAAUCAGUUGAAGAAUGCAGGUUAUCUCGUUAUAACGGUUGCUCAGACAACUGCUGCCAGUGUCUUCCAACCGUUAGCUUCUGGAAGUCAGUUUGCUUUACACAUUGGGGAUGGAAAUGAUGAUGCUGUGGCUGCGCAGAUAGCAAGCAUGUUACUUGAUUAUAGUUUCACGUGCUUCGACGAUGGAUCUAGCACUCCUUCUCCUACUACACGAUGCCCCGGUACCCAAGGAACAACUCAACCAGGGUUUUCAACUACAACAAGCCUUUCUCCAUCUACCUCAAGCUCAUCACCAUUCAAUGGAAAAAUUGCUACAGUCUUUGAAUUGAAUGCAGUUCAACCUGAAAUUCAGAACAUCAUACAUUUCGUGAGAAAUAACUUGUACAACUCUACAAACUAUGACUUUGCCACUGUUUCCGAAGCCAUAAAUAUUCCAUAUGCUUUCACAGAUAAUUACAACUCAAACAUUUUGCAAUACGGCAUAGCAAAGCAAGAAGUUCAAGCAAUUUCACAAAAUUACUUAUUGGAUUUACAGGAGCUUGAUAGAUCUUCAGAGCAAUGUUGAUACUCUUUACAUUAACGCAUUUUCAAUGAGGGAUGCAACAAUUUCAGAUGGCCUCGUGUGGCUGAUCAAUAACUACCCAUAUGGAAUAAACACUAUUAUCAUUGUCGUCGGAUAUCAUGAUGAUGAAAACCCCGCAACGACUACAUUCAUUCUUGAAACUCUCAGAGCUCAGGGAUAUAAAGUUAUAACGGUAGCUGCUGGUGUAGGGCAUGGAGAUUUAUCUGGAAUUGCUGACAAACCAGAAUGGUAUUUCCAAGUCAAUGACUCAAAUGGACAAACUAUUGCUGAUGCGAUUUCAGAAGUUCUUUGCAGUUUGCAAUUUCUGUAAACAUUAAUAAAAAAAUAUGGUGUUUCUACUGUUUAACUUCUCACAGUUACAGUUUAAAUUUCUUUGAAGAAUUUGCAAUAUGUAAACUACAUAGAAAUUUAUGUGCACAUAAAGGAACACUUAACUGUUAAAAAUGUAUAAAAUGUAACAAUAUAUUCUUGAUCACUGUUUGUUGUGACUUCAAAAAUUGCAAUAAAUUUAUGGGAAAA